Drosophila sulfurigaster albostrigata is the source of this 846-nucleotide messenger RNA. RefSeq lists its product as uncharacterized. Lineage: Eukaryota; Metazoa; Arthropoda; Insecta; Diptera; Drosophilidae. Bases 151 to 846 code for a protein of 231 amino acids. The record is from RefSeq and is a predicted model, not a curated record. The transcript has 3 exons.
UGCCAGUGCUGUGAUUCUACUUGUGUUGGUGUCAUCGCUGUAUUCUUUGCAUCAUCGCUGGAGGAUACCCUGCACCUGCAGAAAAAAACACAGAGGAAAGUGGCUGGGAUCAUUAAAGAUCGCCAAUUCCAGGUUUGUUGGUCGAAGAGGAUGCCCGAGCCGAGUCCAUUGCGACAACGCGACGAACUUCGUCGGAGCAAGUCGCCAUCUGGAGGAGCUGAGGAGGCGAGUCGAGGCCGAGGAGAACGCAGUUCGCGACUUCGCAUCAAGAAGCGGAUGCGAAUUUGCGUUCAUACCGCCGAGGGCUCCUCACUUCUGAGGACUAUGGGAGGCAGGUGUGAAGUCUGCAAAGCACCUACUCCUACGGACGGUGGGCAACGCCCUGCUCACGGCCGAGGAGCUGCAGACAGUGGUCGUGGCGGUCGAGGCGGUGCUCAACUCCCGUCCGCUAGGAGCCGUAAGCAACGACCCCAACGACGGAGAGGCACUAACCCCAGGGCAUCUACUGGUGGGCGGUCCACUGGUGGCACCGGCAGCAUCGCGGACCCCGGACCAGGAGGGUCUGAGUUGCUUAAGGCGAUGGCGAGCUGUCUCGUCGCUCAAGCGAGCGUUCUGGCAGCGAUGGUCCCGGGAGUAUGUGCUGGGCCUGCAGGCACGGACCAAGUGGGACCGGUUGCAGCCAAAUCUGCGAAUCGGAGAGCCGCCGAUUCAGUGGAUAGCGGGUCGAGUCGAGGCGGAGACCCCCACGAAAUGCCAUCUUCUCAAAUAGACAACCACCACCAAUUCCUUUCAGACAACAAACCGCUACCGCGUCCAGAACCAAUGGAUGUGGAUUCCAGCGUCUAA